UGUCUCUUUCCCUUUUGGUUGAUUUUUUCCCGGCAUUUGUUUUAUUCUAUUUUCACUGUACUGUCAAAAGUAACCACUUAGCGUUCGCGGGCGAAAUGCAGGCGGAGAAUGAGGCCGACAUCAUCGUAGAGGCGUUAGAGGUGCUGGUCAACCACAUUCUGUAUGCUCGUGGUAUUUACCCCGCGCACAUAUUUAAAAUGAAGCGAAUGUACAAUACGCCGGUCUUUGUCUCCAUCUUCCCGCCGCUCAAUAACUACCUGACCGGCGUUUUCAGAUCCGCUCAGGAACUGCUCCGCCGCCGGGAGCUGCAGGGCCUAGAGCUGAUAUUGUUCCAGAAGGAAAAUGAGCAGUUGGAGAGCUACAAACUGUCCCUUGAAUGUCGGGAGGAUGUCCAAUUGGCGGACGAUCAUUUAAUGGAAUUCGAGCAGAAGCUCCGCGCAGCCAUCUACCAAACAUCCGAACGGCUAAAUCAGGUCCGAAAACUUCCUGCAGGAAGCUGCCAGUUUAAAGUCCACCUGCACACGACGCAGGAGGCAUUCAUUCGCCUCAGCCAUGAGUCCCAGUACCAGGAGUUUCCAUGGCUUCAAGCCCCAAGUCCAAAAGCGCAAAUGCCGUCACAAACCCUUUCCCUGUUACCCUUGGCUUCGGUGGAGAGUGUGGGGUUGAAAAUGGAGGCACUUAUCCUCAACUAAUG
Drosophila takahashii is the source of this 694-nucleotide messenger RNA. RefSeq names its product DNA polymerase zeta subunit 2 (gene PolZ2). The record is from RefSeq and is a predicted model, not a curated record. Gene Ontology annotation, cellular component: zeta DNA polymerase complex. NCBI's taxonomy places the organism in Eukaryota, Metazoa, Arthropoda, Insecta, Diptera, Drosophilidae.